AUGAACUACAACAGCUACGAGACAGGGUACAAUACUUCAUACGGUGCAGGUGGCGGCACUGGUGGAGGCGGCUUCGUCCCCGGCGAGGGAAGCCAGCAGAGUCCAGGAGGACGACGAGAUUACUCCAAAGACAACCUACGCCCCGUCACGGUUAAGCAAAUAAAAGAGGCACAGGUUGACAGUGGCGAUGUGUUCAAGAUUGAUAACGCGGUAGUCUCUCAGAUCACCUUUGUCGGCCAGAUAUGCAACAUCUCGGCCCAAGCUACGCAUACCACCUAUAAACUCGACGACGGCACCGGUAGCGUCGAAGUGAAGCAAUAUAUCGAUUCGGACGCAGUAGACCAGCCAAACCCAAACAAGGCGAAACUCGUUGAAGGCGCCUAUUGCAGAGCCUGGGGAAAGCUGAAUCACUGGAAUGACCGAAGAUACGUCGCAUCGCAAAUCAUUCGUCCAAUCGAAGAUAUGAACGAGGUCUCAUACCAUUUACUCGAAGCUACGGCAAUCCAUCUGUACUUCACCCGCCCGGCGCCCGGCGCUGCCAAUGCAGGCGCAGCCGCUACCAAUGGGGGCGCAGGGCAACAACAAGCGGCAGGAGGUGGGAAUCACGGUGACUAUGACCUGCGUACCUGUAGCCCUAUGGCAAAGAAGGUAUUUCAACAACUACGAGAGAUGCCGCAAACGAAUGAAGGUAUACAUCAACAGGUGAUUGCUGCCCAACUCAAGAUGGAUAUGUCAGACAUAGCGGCGGCGGGAGUCGAGUUGCAGGAUUCAGGUUUAAUCUACACGACUGUCGACGACCAGACCUGGGCGAUACUGGAGCCUGAGCAUUGA
This is a messenger RNA of Cucurbitaria berberidis CBS 394.84, 831 nucleotides long. RefSeq names its product replication protein A, subunit RPA32. The transcript is spliced from 3 exons. Gene Ontology annotation, cellular component: site of double-strand break; chromosome, telomeric region; DNA replication factor A complex. NCBI's taxonomy places the organism in Eukaryota, Fungi, Ascomycota, Dothideomycetes, Pleosporales, Cucurbitariaceae. Gene Ontology annotation, molecular function: DNA binding. Gene Ontology annotation, biological process: DNA replication; nucleotide-excision repair; double-strand break repair via homologous recombination. The record is from RefSeq and is a predicted model, not a curated record. The coding region runs from base 1 to 831 and encodes 276 amino acids.